AUGUUGAUUGAUAAUUAAUUUCUACAUAAUCAUAAUCAUGUCCAGAUUAAACAAAAACACUAAGCAUCAAAAACAGAAAGAAUAUCCUUAAGAUUGACUAAUAUGUCCUCUAUUCGGAGUUUUCAUUAAACUGAUCGUUAUCAAUUAGAAUAACUAAUUAAAUAGAGCAUUUAAAAUCCAAAGAACAUAAAUGUAAAUUAUAACAAAUAAUUUAAUAUAGUCUCUCUUGAAUGAAUUUUUAUCUCGAAAAUAAGAAGAAAUCAGAACAAGAGUUUAUUCAUAACCUCAGAUCUAAGCCUGUGAAUGCUCUCCUUAUAAAAAAAUUGUGAAGUAGAAAGCAUCUAGCAGACCUAACAGCAAAGAAAAACGAAUAGAUACAACCCCUAUUUCACCUAAUAGUUCACUUACAUUUAAAAAAUAAGUUACUUUUCAUAUCGAAUCAACAUAUUCAAAAUAAAAGUAAAAAACAAUAUCUAAACUAUCAACUAAUGAUUUGAUUUAAUAUCAUAAGUAAUUGAUUUAAAGAGCUUAAAAAAUGUUACUUUAUGCAUAAUUUAAGCGAUCAAAAUGA
This is a messenger RNA of Paramecium pentaurelia, 571 nucleotides long. Lineage: Eukaryota; Ciliophora; Oligohymenophorea; Peniculida; Parameciidae. The record is from the annotation of a GenBank genome assembly.